CGUUGAGAUCCUUGUGUGUGGUGAAUAAGCUAUGGUGAAUCCGUGUGUUUUCAGCGAUGAUGUAUAUAGCCCUGUAUUCUGGAGGUACAGCAUCGUGGUUGGCCGGCAGUCAAAGGGAGUGACCAUCCCGGGAUUUCCAGUAGAAAAACGCAGAAACGUCAGAGCCACACACCAACACCGCAGCAAGACACGGAAACCCCCUCUUCUCUCCUCUUCUUCUCUCUCUUCUUCUCUCAGCAUAAGACAGUGCAGGGUCCAUAUUCUCCAAGAAGCUGCACUAACGGAGAAUGUGGUUAUCACCCUGUUCUGGAAUCUCCGCUGCAUUCGAUCUUCUUAUCGUUCGGUUUUCCACCUUCUAAAACAAGAUAAUCAUCUUAUCUUUAGCCUAAAUCUCAAUUAUGGACAAGCACCCAGGCUCCAACAUGAUCAACCCCGCAUCCUACCAUGGGAAUCCCGCUGCACGGAGGUUGGACGGAGGAGGUGGCGGUCCGUGUCCGCACAGCCUGGGCUCGGAGGGAGUCACCGCAGGUAGCCGUGGUGGGGUGUCCGGGGGCAGCGGGUCUACUCCGCAUCAAGCCCACAAGCGGCGUCUGGAGGGGGUCCUCAAUAAAUACACUAACCUGCUACAGGGAUGGCAAAACAGAUAUUUUGUGUUGGAUCCAGACAUGGGUCAGCUGCAGUACUUUGUGAACCAGCACAGUAAGAAUCAGAAGCCCCGGGGGUCCCUGCCCCUCAUAGGGGCCUCUGUGGCCCCCAGCGAUGAACUACCACACAUGUUCACUGUCCACUCUGCCACUGGAGAGGCCUACAAACUCAGAGCGUCGGACGCUGGGGAACAGCAGCUCUGGAUGAGUCAGCUGCAGCUCUGUGCCCGGCGCCACUCUGACUCCAGUGCCAAGGGCACCUCCUCCUUCACUGCCUCCUCCUCCACCCAGGGCCGGACACGCAGCUUCUCCCUGCUCCCUCCUCCAUCCAGCCAACACCACCCUGCCUCGCCCGUCUCUUCCUCCUUCACCUCCACCACCUCCUCCUCACCUGGUACCCAGAGAAAGCCUCUCUACCCUGGGGUUGGAGGGGUCGUCACCAUCACCCAUCACAGAUCCCCUGCUGCGGCCCGCCGGGCCAGGACCCAGAACAACUACCACCACCACCAGAACAACCAGAACUACCACCCUGCUCCAGGGAGGCUGAGCCAGGUCAAAGAGGCGAUGACCCAGGCAGAGGGCCAACAGAAGAACCUGGUUAACUCUAUAGAGUCCCUGCCCUCCCGUGGUCCUCUGUCCUCUCUAGACCAGGACCUGCUCCUCCUCAAGGCCACGUCUGCAGCCACCCUCUCCUGCCUGGGGGAGUGUCUCAACAUGCUACAGCACAAUGUCAGCCAGGCCGCGCAGCAUGUCACCCUGGGUCGGUCAGACAGCCAGGACCGGAGUCAGAGCCAGAGUCCCAUCCACAAACAGACGUCCAGCCAGAGUAACAGCAACAUCUCCAGUCACACUCACAACCACAAACACAACCAGUUCAAGAAGCAGAUGAGCCUGGAUCCCAACCAUGUUCCCACUGGACCAUCAGACAGCUUUGCAGGAUGGCCUAGACCUCCCUCAGAGAAGCUGGUGAACAAUAGAGGAGUGACACCUGUUCCACAUGUUCCCUCUCCAGCCCACGUCGACAAGGAGAUGGCCAUCAACUCUGAGCCCCAGCACACCCACCCCUCCUCAGAGUCUAUAGAUCCCAGUGAAGAGACCACAGACACAGAGGACAAUGAGGAGGAGGACCUGGGAGUCAGAGAGGACCAAAGGAACAUUAUCCUUCACCUGCUGUCACAGCUCAAACUGGGCAUGGACCUCACACGGGUGGUACUCCCUACCUUUAUCCUAGAGAAGCGUUCCCUCCUGGAGAUGUAUGCUAACUUCAUGGCUCACCCAGACAUGUUCCUGGCCAUCACCACGGGAACCACCCCAGAGGAGCGCAUCGUCCGAUUUGUCGAAUACUACCUAACCGCCUUCCACGAGGGACGCAAGGGUGCCGUGGCCAAGAAACCCUACAAUCCCAUCCUGGGAGAGAGCUUCAGAUGUUCCUGGGACGUCCCCAGAGAGAGAGUCCACCCACUUAGGACCAUGAGCUCUGCCCCUAACACUACACCCACUUCAAACCCCACCCCUAAUCCCGCCUCUUCCUCUAGAGGCUCUUCCCCUAACCCCACCUCUUCCUCUAGAGGCUCUUCCCCUAACCCCGCCUCUUCCUCUAGAGGCUCUUCCCCUAACCCCGCCUCUUCCUCUAGAGACUCCCCCCGGACAGGGACGGAGGGUGAGGGGGCUCAGACAGUGGACUGUUACCGGGUAAGGUUCGUGGCAGAGCAGGUAUCACACCACCCACCUGUCACUGGGUUCUACUGCGAGUGUGAAGAGAGGAACAUGUGUGUCAACACCCACGUCUGGACCCGGAGCAAGUUCAUGGGCAUGUCCAUCGGAGUGUCUAUGGUCGGGGAAGGUGUUCUACAUCUGUUGGAGCAUGAUGAGGAGUAUGUGUUUACUUUGCCCUGUGCCUACGCCCGCUCCAUCCUUACCGUACCCUGGGUGGAGCUGGGAGGGAAAGUCACCAUCAGUUGUGCCAAGAGUGGAUACUCUGCCACUGUUACCUUCCAUACUAAACCCUUCUACGGAGGAAAGAUACACAGAGUGACAGCAGAGGUGAAGCACAACCCGACGGGGACCAUAGUGUGUAAGGCCCAAGGGGAAUGGGAUGGCACCCUGGAGUUCACCUACAGCAGUGGGGAGACCAAGGUCAUCAACACCUCCAAGCUGCCUGUCAUCAGGAAGAAGAUACGACCCAUGGAGAAACAGGGACACUACGAAUCACGGCGUCUGUGGCAGCAUGUUACCUCAGCUCUCAGGUCAGGAAACAUUGACUCUGCUACAGAGCACAAACAUUGUCUGGAGGAGAGGCAGAGAGCAGAGGGCCGACAGAGAGCUGCCUCCAACACACCCUGGAAACCCAAAUACUUCAUCAAGGAGGGCGAGGGCUGGGUGUAUCACAACCCCUUGUGGAAGACCCACUGACGAGGGGAGGGGCCUCUGGGGGGGAGGGGCAACAUGCCAGCUGCCGAUCACAGCACAGCGAGCGGCCCGCUGGUGGUCAUGGCAACACUCACAGGGGACCAGCUAGCCAGCCGCUAGAGAACUGACCAGAAAUACAAGGGGGUGUGUUCCAAAUGAUACCCUAUUCUCUGUACAGUGCACAACUGCAAAAGGAGUGCUCUAUACAGGGAGCAAGGUGCUAUUACAGAUGUGCCAAAGGACUGUCUUGGAUGAGGAGAUUACACCUCAGUCAUCUCAUUAAGAAUGAGAGGUGCCAAAGACUGUCAGAGGGACAGGAACCACAGUCGGACAGCAAGCUCACUGCGUUUCCUAUCAGAAGCUGACCUGCUCCAUACGAUCCAGGAAACUCUGCGGCCAUUUAGGAGAUGGACCAGUUCGAACCAGGAAGAGGUUGGGAGGGACAGAGGAUGAGCGUGAUCGUUGGUGAUCAACGAUAGCUGAACAAUUAUGUAGCUUUUUGAUAUAUAGUACAAUCCAAAUACCAGGAUAAUAGAUUAUAUUCACAUGCUUCUUCCUUCACUUUUAAUUUGUUUGCACAGGUACUGUAGCAUACUGUAGCUGUCUCCAAUGUUAUUAGUCUAAAGGCCACAGGAGAGAUUGUCCUUCCAGCUGUAUCCAAUGUUAUUAGUCUAAAGGCCACAGGAGAGGUUGUCCUUCCAGCUGUAUCCAAUGUUAUUAGUCUAAAGGCCACAGGAGAGGUUGUCCUUCCACUGUAUGAUGUAUGUAAGAUCCAAUGAUGUAGGAUUUGUUCAUAAUAACACACAACACCAUACAUACUUUAUAGAGAAGAGUCUUCCUUCAGCCCUUCUGUUGUAUGACCAACAGUAUAUACGUACAGGUAUGUAUGCUUGUCACACUUGACUUGGACACUGUGGAUAACAGCAUACCACAGUAUAGAACACCGUAUCCUUCAGCCCAGAAUGAAGAAUGUAAUCAGAGGUGAACACUGCUAUAAUGUCAAACUUAAAGCCACUUCCCCAGCCCAAACCAGCUCUCUCAGUAUUCACACUAACAUUGUAGUGAUUGUAACCAUGAAGUAGCCCGGUGCUCCAGUCUGUUUGUCCUUUAUAUGGCCUAACCUUGAAAAUAUCUUUAUAGGGUCUAAUUUAUAACCUUGAAGACAUCUUUAUAGGGUCUAAUUUAUAACCUUGAAGACAUCUUUAUAGCGUCUAAUUAGUUACAACUCCAACCGUAUCCAGGAGGUACAAAUCCAACCUUAUCCAGGAGGUUCAAAUCUAACCGUAUCCAGGAGGUACAAAUACCAUGUGACACCAGGGUCCAGGAGAAAUCCACCCAGAGAUAAUCUGUAUUUGGACUCAGAACUACUUUUCGAAAAACAGUUUAUCUUACAUGAUUUACUCCCAAGGCACCCUACUGUUCAUUCUCAUAUAAGUGUCCCAAAUGGCACCAUAUUCACUAUACUGUAUAGUCCACUAAUGUUGACCAAGACCCAUAGGGCUCUGGUCAAAGGUAGUGCACUUUGGCUGCGUUUAGACAGAUGUUUUUUUUUUUUCACUAAUUGG
Molecule: messenger RNA, 4618 nt
Organism: Coregonus clupeaformis (lake whitefish)
Lineage: Eukaryota; Metazoa; Chordata; Actinopteri; Salmoniformes; Salmonidae
Gene: osbpl10b
Product: oxysterol binding protein-like 10b
Exons: 13
Coding region: 399-3056 (885 amino acids)
Cellular component (GO): intracellular membrane-bounded organelle; membrane; cytosol
Molecular function (GO): cholesterol binding
Source: RefSeq, a predicted model, not a curated record